GCGGCGACCGCUGGAUCGCUGCCGGGCGCGGAUCCGGUGACACCUCUCAGCGCGCUGCACUUGUUGCUCUCAGGACCUGCCGCCCAUCCCUGAGCCCACCUUUCUCCCCCGCCGCCCCCCUGUCCCCUCCUGGCUUCCCUCCUUUCCGUGUGAUCGCCCGGGGCACUGAUCUCUCAGGCACCGCUGUCAACGGCUGGAGAAAUAGAUUAAAGGAGAUAAACUAGAUAAAUAGAUUAAAGGAGAUAAACUUCCUCCGCAGGGGGCCCAGCCGGGCAGCAGCCGCGGCAGGAGCAGGAGCGCUGGCCCGGGCGCCGCAGAGGUGGCGCCUCCCCGGCCCGGGACGCUGGCCCCGGGCUCCGACGGCAUGACGGACGCGGCGACGGCUAACGGGGACGACAGGGACCCCGAGAUCGAACUCUUCGUGAAGGCUGGGAUCGAUGGGGAAAGCAUCGGCAACUGUCCCUUCUCUCAGCGCCUCUUCAUGAUCCUCUGGCUGAAGGGAGUUGUGUUCAAUGUCACCACUGUGGAUCUGAAAAGAAAGCCAGCCGACCUGCACAACCUCGCCCCUGGCACCCAUCCGCCCUUCCUGACCUUCAACGGGGACGUGAAGACGGACGUCAAUAAGAUCGAGGAGUUCCUUGAGGAGACUUUGACCCCCGAAAAGUACCCCAGACUGGCUGCGAAGCACCGGGAAUCCAACACAGCGGGCAUCGACAUCUUCUCCAAGUUCUCCGCCUACAUCAAAAACACAAAGCAGCAGAGCAACGCUGCCCUUGAGCGAGGCCUGACCAAGGCACUGAAGAAACUGGAUGACUACCUGAACACCCCUCUGCCAGAGGAGAUCGACGCCAACACCCGCGGGGACGAUGACAAGGGCUCCCGGCGCAAGUUCCUGGAUGGAGACGAGUUGACCCUGGCCGACUGCAACCUGCUGCCCAAGCUCCAUGUGGUCAAGAUUGUGGCCAAGAAAUACCGCAACUACAAUUUCCCGGCUGAGAUGACGGGCUUGUGGCGGUACCUUAAGAACGCCUACGCCCGCGACGAGUUCACCAACACCUGCGCGGCCGACAGUGAGAUCGAGUUGGCCUAUGCGGAUGUGGCCAAGCGCCUCAGCCGAUCCUGAACUUGGCCGUCUUGCCCCAUCACUGCUGCAGAAAGACUCACCAUCUCCCCAAGGACUCCAGCUUCACGGACUCCUUUUCCACGUCACCUCCAGAAACUUCUGUUUUUAUCAGGCCGCAUCUUGCUGGCAUCAUUGGAACCCCAGCCUGCUGUCUUUGAUGAAGGUCGGCACCAUCCCCAUCUGAUCAGGCAGGAAUCUGCAAGCAGAAAUGAGAGAAACGGUCAAGCUCUCAGCCUUUCGGGCCUGGGCUGGGUUCAGUGUGUUUGGGGUCGGUGCGGGAGAACGAACCCGUCUGUGGGAUUGUCACUGGCCCCUUUUGCCAAUAUCAAAAUAUCUCCUAGGCUGCGUUAGACAUGUGCAACACCCUGUCCUCGUCCACUCUCCUCUUUGUCAGUAACUCCGAGGCCAAGGCCAGACGCCAUCUUAGUUCUCAUUAGAAAGAGAUGCAGUGCUUUGUUAGGGGGAGACAGAGAGUGAAUGGGAAGAAUGGAGCAGGUGUGGAUUUGGGCAUCUGGCAGACACACCUCCAGUCACUCACCACUUUCUGGCACUCCUGUCACUUCGGGCACUGAAGGCCAGAUUGGAAAACUAUUUCAGACACAGUCUCAGUUCGCUGCAGUGCCAGGCACAGUCUGAUGCUAUCAAGUACCUGGCUUGAUGCUGAUCUCCAUUUUUAUCUGUCCAGGCCUUGCCGGGAAGGGAAAUUGGCAUGUAAUUCCAAGCUGGGGUGACUGGGAAGGGGAGGGGAGGGGAGCAGUGUCAAUGCCAAAAGGCCCAAGGGGUCUACCAGCCACGGGGUUUGCUUACGGGAGUGGUUUCACUGGAGAUUACAUGCCUGGGUUUGACUCUGUUUAUCCACGAGUGAAUUUUGGUCUCUGAGAAAGCAGAUGGGAGUGGGGGGUGGAGGGAUGGGUGAGGAUCAAAAAAGGUCUUUAGGAGGCUCAGUGUUUCCCGGGAAUCUUUUAGAUAGGUCUUCUCUCUUAUGAUCUAACUAAGUCUUGAACUGGUGAUGUCAUGUAACUACCCACCUUAUAACAAAAAUCCAAGAAUUGGCCAAAAAUGACUGUCCGGUCUCUUCAAGUUGUUCCUGGAUGUGAGUCUGCUAAGCCGGGUGCUCUCUGAAUCACCUGUAGCCUCUGAUGGGUGAGAGAUACGUUUAGGAGGUGGCUUGAUCGCGGGCGGAGCCUUAGGAAUAAAGUCCAUGGGCCUUUCUGAUUGGGAAACCAUGUGGUUUAAACUCGAACAGAAAAUACAUACGCAUCUGGGUAAAUUUUCCUACCAUCUGACUCAAUUGCCAGAUGAAAAAGAAGAAACUGUUUUUUAGCUAAUAUUUCGCUCUGUAGUCAUUCUCCUUGAAUUUCACCUCCUUAAAAGCUCACCCUGCUUGAGGACGGGGACCUGUGCAGAGGAAACAAAGAAAAAUGAACUAGUCAUCAGCUCCCUCUUCCCACGAACACCCUGGGAGAAAGUCCACCCGCCACAGACCCUCACCUCCAACUAUCCUUUCUUCUGUGUUGCUUGUUGGUGGAGAGUGAGGCUUCCAAGUGCCCGAAAGCCCCAGGACUUGGCUCACUGCUCAGUGAGGGCAGCACGGCACAGGGCCUUCCUGUAGAAACAUCACCAGAUUCUAACCCAAGCAAUCCCCGGACCUACCUGCCUCCAGGGAUCUCUGGAGAUAAAAGGGGCCCACUGAUCAGAGCCAAGGAGAGGAAGCAGGAGGGUCUCCUUUAGCCCAGGGAGGAAGACGACAUUUCUCAGUAAGACAUCCUAUAAGCCUGAGACCUUUCAAAAAGCAGAAGGAAUGGAUGCAUUUUCACCUCUAAGGAACCUUUCCACAGACCCCCUGGUAAUUUUGUCCCUGGAGAUGUUUGAAAAGAACUGGUAAGGAAACAGUCCUUUUGACUGUAGGGAAAAGCCCCAAACUGGCCUCCUGGGAGGUGAAAGCUUGAAUGAUCCCAAAGGCCUUUUAAGUAGUGUGCAAUCCUGUUGUCCCAGAAAUCCUUCCCUCAACGUCACAGCACAGGCAUGAUGAUCUAAGAGGCAGUUUACUUUCCUGAGACCCAGAGAGGCGCUCUUCUUAAAGCACAUCUGAGAAGCAUAGCCAGCCAGCGACAGAGAAAACAGGAGGACGCUCAAGUGGAGUAGCUCCCCCAGAGGAGUUUUUACACACCAAGACUCUGCUUUGAUAUUCAGAAUUCAGCAAUUGGUGAGUCUUUAAACACAGCCUUUAAAAACAAGCAAGCCAAACCAAAUCAACAUUGUUGCUUCUAGAUGCUCCUUCUGUGGUUGACUUAGUUUUACAUAAAUAGCAAUAUUAAGGCACAGGGGUGGGGUUGGGACAGUUAUAUGAUCCAUCGUAACCACUUAGAAGAGGGAGAGGAGUUAUAGAUAGACGGCACUUUCUGGUACUCAAUCCAGGAUUCUUUUUAUUGCAGCAGGAGAUUAUCAUGUGAUGCAACUGACUAUUGAUUUAAAGCUUUAAUGUCUAUGACCAGAUUUAUCAGAAUAUUUUUAAAUAAUAAUAAUAUUGCCUUACGAUUAUUUUUUUCCAAAGAGAUUUUUCUCCAGAUCUUUCAGCCUCCCUGGGUUUUGGCCAUGACCUUGUCACGUACACAGCUUAUCAUCUCCCAGCAACAGUGUGGAGAGGUCCUUAGGUGUCCCCAGAACCAACUCAGGGAGUAUUGAUGGUCUGCAGUUUGACCCUGGACUCCAGAGUGUUAAGAUGGGAGGUGACCUUUGUCAUUGGUCUGGAAUGCGUAUCGAUGCCUCAGAAAGCAUUUCAAUGACGCUGAAAGGGGAUUUAUUUGGGUUAAGAUCCUGUUUUACUCUGGAUUUAACGCUGUCCUUCGACUUUCACAUCACUGUGGCUUUUUUUGGUGGAGUAGCAUAGUGGGGGAGAAACAAGAAUCAUACUCAGAACGACUGUGUUGAAUUUACCCAUCUUCUCAGUCCUGCCUGCCUCUCAGGUGGCCCCAAGAGGGUAUGGGAUAAGAAUUUAAUAGCUGUAAAAGAUGAGCUGGGUCAGUAAAAUCUGGAUUGGUCCAGAGCAUAGUUUCUUCUAUCGCACGCCUUCAUCACCUGACAAUUCAGAAUCACAGGCAUGAGUAUGGCUGUCUUGUUUUGAACAAGGAUACAGCUACCUGGCACCAAGCUCAUGAGUUGAAAAGUGAAACCCACACUCCACUGGGUUGUUCGACCGCAGGAUCUCAAACCGGUUUCAGCUUCCUAGGAAAUGGCACUGUCUUCAGCGUUCACUUCUCGUGCUGGUGGGGCCAUUGAGGAGUUUGAGCUUCUCAUUAGAAAGGGGCCAUGGCAAGAGUGAGGUUUCCUGGGCUGAAUUUUCUAGCGCUGGAUGAAAUAACAGAAGCUCACAACACCUGUGCCCACUGGCCACUCUGCAGAAAGACAAGACCAAGCAUCUUAGAAUUGUUGCAAAAUGCAUCAUGCCCAGAAUGGACCCUGAAGAUCUAAGAGUCUUAGAAAUCAGCAAGGUCUGGACAAAUAGAAUUAAAAGGGAGGCAGAGUCAGCAAAGUGCAGGUCUACCUAGUAAGUUUUCCAUCAGGAGGAAACAGGGAGAGUCUGUCUGAAAUUAAGUUGGUCUAGGGGCAGCAGACAUCCAGUAGGUACGUCUGUGACUCCUAUUUCCACUGACCAGGAGCCAGUUCAACAGCAGAGGGAAUCAAGAUGCUGGUGUCUUCCUCCUUGGAAAGAUGAAGCAUUAACUCAUGGUUAAAACUAAGCUCGAUGAUUCACAAGGGAUCACUUUCUUAUUUUUUAUGUAACAUUAAAAAGAACCUAAAGCAUUAGAGAAAGGAGUGUGCCUGUGAAGCGUCCUGGUUCUGAUGUUAGGACAGAAGUGAUCACAUCAUUGGCUUUGGGGCCCUUCUAGCACACAAGGCCCAUUAUCUUCUAUCCACUCCCCUUGGCAUUUAAUGCAAACAACACGUGCCCUCCUAUGAAUGCAUCUUCCUCUCCCUUUGUCAAUAUUCUCCUCCCAGUUUAGUUUCAGGAUACUUUCAUUUCGUAAUUAGGUAUGAUCCAAAGUGUGCAUAAUCUUACUUAAUGUUACUCAAGGAAAUGGAUCCAAUGCUCCCCUCCCCAACCAAAAAUAAAAUUAAAAAUUGCCUCAUUGUAGGGUUUGGGCUAAUCUGUGUUUGUAGAAAAGCAAUCUGUUUUUUGGCAAAAUGCAAUUUUAAGGAUACAGUUGUCUAAGGUAUUUAUGUAUAAUUAGAGAUUUUGCAAUAUUGACUAUGCAUAUAUUUAAAAUAUAAAAUAUCCAGCUGAUGUUUGAAUUUGUCUAUCUUUCCUGACCACCUGCCUACCCCAUUUUAUAAGCUGGAGAGCUAACUAAUUUAGCAAAAGAAGCCUAGCUUUCAUAAAAGAUCAAACAUUUCAUUUUAUAAAGACACUCCCAAUGAUGGUAACUUGAUUUUCUCAAGACCUUUAACUGUGGUGAUAAAAUAACAGGUCUUGCUUUCAAGCCUUAAUAAUGUAAAAUGCCUUUUAAUGAAGAUAUUGCUGAGUGUCUUCCUCAUGAAGCUGAACCAGUUAUAAAUUUGUUUUCCAGUCUUGAUUGAUAUUGACUGAUUCAAAUAAAGUUGGUUUAUUUUCAAAUAUUACAAAGGCGAUCAUCAGACUUCUUACUGGAGGUGGGGAUUUCCUAUGCUGUUUGAAAUGUGUACGAAAUACCUCUUUUUUCCCAAACGUUAUUUUAUUUUCCCAUUAUAAAAGAAAAUAUGUUCAUUCUUCUUAAAAAUCAAAAGCAAAUAAAAAUUACACAGCAAUAAAAAAGAAUGAAAUAGGGAAUUCCCUGGUGGUCCAGUGGUUAGGAUUUGGCACUUUCACUGCCGAGGCCCUGGGUUCAAUCCCCGGUUGGGGAACUAAGAUCCCGCAAGCCCCAUGGUGCAGCCAAAAAAAAAAAAAGUAAUAAAAGGAAUGAAAUAAUACCAUUUGCAGCAACAUGGAUGGACCGAGAGAUUAUCAUACUGAGUGAAGUAAGCUAGACAAAGACAAAUAUCAUAUGAUAUCGCUUCUAUGUGGAAUCUGAAAAAUAAAAGAUACAAAUGAACUUAUUUACAAAACAGAAAUAGACCCAGAGACAUAGAAAACAAAUUUAUGAUUACCAAAGGGGUAGGGGGGGAGGGAUAAAUUAGGAGGAUGGGAUUAACAGAUACACACUACUAUAUAUAAAAUAGAUAACCAACAAGGACCUACUGUAUAGCACAGGGAACUAUACUCAGUAUUUUGUAAUAACCUAUAAGGGAAAAGAAUCUGGAAAAGAAUGAAUAUAUAUAUAUAUAUAAAACUGAAGCACUGUGCUGUACACCUGACACUAACACGACAUUGUAAAUCAACUAUACUUCAAUUAAAAAAAAGAAAAGAAAAAAAAAAAGGAGGAAGAAGAACAGAAGGAAAAGCAAAAAGCUUGUGACUCAGCCAUCCAAAAACAGAUUUUUAUUUUAGCAAAGCUAAAAAUUCUAUCAUGGUGCAUGGCCCAGGUGAAAAAAAUAUACUGAUGUUCCUUCAUGGGUCUUAUUUCAAUUUCCUAUGUGUAUUGUACCUGGGAGUGGGCCAGCAGUGACAGUGUAGGUGCGAUUUAAGGAACACCUUAGAAGACUGGUCUAUCUGCACCCAAAGCUCUCUCCUGGCCCUCGGUGGCCUCGCCCUAUCAGCUUUCCUGGUCUGAAAUUCCCACCCUUAGCAUCAUGUCACUGACUCUGGAUUAAGGUCCCCAGAAUCCUCAGUAAGAAUUUACCUGUAGGGGCUUCCCUGGUGGCGCAGUGGUUAAGAAUCCACCUGCCAAUGCAGGGGACAUGAGUUCGAGCCCUGGUCUGGGAAGAUCCCACAUGCUGCAGAGCAACUAAGCCCGUGCACCACAACUACUGAGCCUGCACUCUAGAGCCCACUAGCCACAACUACUGAAGCCCGCAUGCCACAACUACUGAAGCCUGCGUGCCUAGAGCCCGUGCUCCACAACAAGAGAAGCCACCGCAGUGAGAAGCCCUCGCACCGCAACAAAGAGUAGCCUCCACUCGCCGCAACUAGAGAAAGCCCACGCACGGCAACGAAGACCCAAUGCAGCCAAAAAAUAAAUUAAUUUAUUAAAAUAAAAUUAAAAUAAAAAAGAAUUUACCUGUAGUCAACGUAGCACCUGAGGAGGACCUCUGUGAGCAUUCACACUGCUGAAAGGUGCAAAGCUCCCGGAAGUCCUCUGUGCUCUCCGUGCUCUGUCAGAACAGCUUCUCAUCCCUUGGAAGAGAUCAGACCCUUGACUCAGGGAGUAAGUCCUGGUGGGAGAGGCAGCCACCAGCUCAGAGAAGACACUGUUGGUGGUCAUCUCUCCAUCCCGACCACCCCUAUCUUCCUCUGGUGAUCUCUGAUAGGGUCAGGAGUCCACUUCCCCAUUCCUCCCUCCUCCCCACCUGCCCACUCUUUCCCCACCCUCCUGUGACUCAGGUGAAAAUGGUUCCAACCCCAGGUUCAGGGGUGAAUCAUGAAUGGUCUGAGCCUGUCCACCUGGCUGUGGUUGGUUUCAGAGUGGACUCUGGACCAAGUUUCACCCAGUGUUGUGAGGGGAGGUUUGUUCAGGAACUGCUGAGAAAGAUUUCCUUGUUUUUCAGAAAGUGACUCCCUAAGUCACUGCCUCUGGUGCUCCCUUGGAAUGUGGGUGUGAGGUCUGGAAGUGCUGCUGCCCUCUGGAGACCAUGAGGGGCAAGCCUCAGGCAAAGGCAGUAAUACACCGCAAAAUGCAACAAGAGUGGAGAGAGCCUGGGUCCUUGAUGGGACCCCGAGCUGCUGAAAUGUCAAAUCUUGAGACUGGUUCUACCUCUGCACUUCCUGUCCUGUAAUACAUCCUAGACUGUUUGAGGAUGUUUAUUGCUUAUUUGUUUAUUAUUAUGAGUGGCCAAAACAUCCUAAGUGGUAUAUUAACCAAGUUUGUUGUUGCUGUUAAUAGCCAGUUAGAUCAUCAGUUUGUUCACCCAGGAGGUGUUCUGUGUUUCUAUUGUUUGCGUGCAGACGGUCUGUUCUACAGGCUGACCAAGGGCUGGGAACAUGGGUCUUCAUCUCUCUGCAUCUUGUUUCCUUCCCUAUGCUAUGGCAAAACCAAGGGGCAUGCGAGUGGCAAUCGCUGUGCUUGGCAUUGAGGAGAACUGCGCCUUGUUCCAGAGAAGCUUCCAAAAGGUGGACUUGGAGAUGAGAGCAUCUCAUAUACUCAAAGGUGUUGUGAGCCGUGUCUUUUUUACUUUUAUGUCUAGUAGCUUAAGAUCGCCAGAGUCCCCAGUAAGUUUUGCCUUGUGGGGAAAGGCAAGGGGUACCAGACUAGAGAGGUAGGAGGCUGAGUAUUAAAAACAAGGAGAUCAGGAUUUUAAUCGUAGGUCCAUCACUUAGUUACUAUGUGACUUGGCACAAAGUCCCUUUCUGAGUCUCAGUUUCCCCCAGGGGUUAUUAAGGCCUCUUGCCUAUGAGAUGAUGAAAUCCCUGAUGAAGAGUAUUUAUGAAUAAUAAAGGGUUAUUUCAAGUGGAAUGACAUUUUGGCCAAUUGGAAUCUUCCAUCUGUUGGAAGGUCUCACUGCAGUCUUUAAUGGAAAGAGAUGAUCACCAGAAAACACAUGGAUACUAGGAAUGUGUGUGUGUGUGUGUGUGUGUGUGUGUGUGUUUUGGGGGGGUGUCUUUUAAAGUAAAUUUCAGGCUAUUUUGGAGUCAAUUCCCAUCCACAUCAGCCUCCCAUCUUUCUCAUCUACACUGAAUGAAAUCAUCUAGAUGCAAUGAGAAUGACUGUGGGCCCCGCAAUUAGGUUCACUGAGCUACAGUUAUUUAUGCAGAAAGUAAAGCAGACUCAAGUUUUGGAAAGAUUUUCAAUAUAAGGAAAGGACAUUUUUAAAAAUUUGAGUUUAACCCAUCUUUAACUAGAAUAUCUCAAUGUCCCAAACCUUCAAACCAGUGAAUUUGUAUAGGACUUGGAGUCUAGACCACACAAGAUGCAUAAUACAAAUGUCAUAAUAGAGACCAGCAUAGAAUCAAGUCCAGAUCCACCUGUGGCUUGGUUAUAUGCCAUUUUGUAGCUACUUGGAAUUGUUCCCUGUGUGUCAAUCACUCCUCAUAGCCCCUUCCCCAAUGAAAAACUAAGCUCCUUUAAGGACUGGAACGUAGGUUAUCCAAUUUUUGUGCCAUGCCUCACCUGUCCAGCACUCAGCAAAUAUUAGACGCUCAAAAAUAUUUAUCAGUGGUUGAUUGGAGAGUCAUGAGACAGUAUUCGAGACUUCUGGUUCACCUCGGAUCUCACUCCUCACUUCCCUGGAGUCCCUGAUCCCCACUGUAUCAUAAUUCUGAAAAUAGAAUGAUAACAGAGUCCAGGACAGAAAUGCAUGUCUGUGUUUGUUAAGUAUGCUUUCAUUAUACAUCUGAAGAAUGGAUCCUUCUAAUACAGUCUGUACAGCGCUUAUCUGUCUGAAAAGAUGAAAAGCCGUCUAAUGCACAUUGAAUCGCAUGGUUGUGAUUAGGGAAUGAUUUAGCCAGUUCCCCAAGUUGGCCACAAAAUGCUGUCUCGAUUUGGUGUACUUAGAAAUGGAUUAGGAGUUUUGAAAUGAGGGUGACUCUAGAUGCUAUAGUCCUGCAAUUAUCUGGCUCAAUAUGAGUUAAACAAAUGCAUCUUUUUUUCUGAAUAUAUGUUAGUUAGGGAAAACUUAGAAAAUACAAACUAGCAGAAAAGAAGAAACUAAAAGAAUACCUGUAACCCCUCCACCAGGAGAUAACCACCUUUAAUUUACACAUAGUUAUCUUUCUAGGCAUUUUCUAGUGAGAUUGAAAUAUAAACAAUUUUUUUAACAAAAGAGCUAUUAUUGACAACUGAAAUCAAAGUACUUUCUUGUCUCUAUGAUAAACAAUUAUGAGCAAAACAUAUAUUCCUGUUUCUGUGCCAAACUAUACCAGGACUAGGCACAAAUAACCUGCUCCAGAAAAUACUUGCUUACUUAUCAAGAUCAACAGUUUGCUCAACAAUGUUUGUUUCAAGACCGUACCUUACUGUGUCCAUCAAUCCAAAGCUAUUAUGUCAUAUAUCGUUCAAUCCCCACCAGUUCCCCACCUGGUAAGACCCACCUUAUAAUCAAUCACUCAGCUCUGGCGUAAAGCCCUGUAAAUAUCCUCCUCCUGCAGCUUCCCCUUUCUGCUCUACUACGAAGCCUCUGUAUUCUUCUUUAUUGAAAUAAAUCUAAUAAACUUAGCUUUUCUUAAUCAA
Molecule: messenger RNA, 10362 nt
Organism: Eubalaena glacialis (North Atlantic right whale)
Lineage: Eukaryota; Metazoa; Chordata; Mammalia; Artiodactyla; Balaenidae
Gene: CLIC5
Product: chloride intracellular channel 5
Exons: 6
Coding region: 365-1123 (252 amino acids)
Source: RefSeq, a predicted model, not a curated record